AGGCACCACGAGAGGAGCCCCGCUCCUCUGAGCGGUGUCGGAGCACCAACUGCGGCUCCCCCUGAGGAAAGUGAAAGCCAACGCCCCACUGUCAGCUCCUCAGCUCCUCCCUCCCUCCUCCAGUGAGAAGUUGACUUUCCUCUGAGCUGCGGUAGUCGAGACUGAGCUCAGCUAGGUUACAUUUUUACCGAGACUUCUCAGCGGAGACGUUGAUUCAUCUGACCGGCGGAAAAAAAAAAAAAAAAAAACGAAGAAGAAACGCGUAGCUAGCUUGAGCGGGAGCAACGGUCAACACCCGGACUUCUUCAUAAAACUCUCCCCGAGGACAAGUUUGUUCGUUCAAACGCUGUUCGUGGGCUGCUUAUAUUCAAUAUAACGUUACCGUCGGUAGUAACAAGUAAGUUAUUGCAGAAUGGCUGAUACAAACGCGGGCGGCUCCGGUGCUAACUGCCUGGAGAAGCUGAAAAUUUACGUGAAGACCCAGAAAGGUUUCAUCCUCGCAGCAGAAAUACUCCUCAGUUUCAUCAUCAUCAUCUGCUACGCUGCGUCCCUUUAUGGAGGCUACUCUGCUGUGGCCAUCUGCGAGAUGGUCUUCGCUAUGGUCUUCUUUGCAAUCUUCAUGAUGGAUCUCGACAAGCAGAUCCAAGUGGUCAACUGGGUCUGGAGCGAUCUUUUCCGUGCUGGUAUCGGUGCUCUCCUGUACAUCAUCACUUCUCUGAUCUGUGUGAUCGGAGGGUCCGGGGACGGUGCACGUAUCGCAGGCGGGGUAUUUGGUUUGAUUGCUGGUCUGCUGUUUGCCUAUGAUACCUACACCAUCUUUCUACAAAUAAAGAGCACCAGGCAGCACACAGCAGCAUCCACCGAUGACAGAGUUUAAACACUCCCAAGACACGUGUGCCUCUGUCAAGAUGGCAGGAGGAGAACAAAGAGGAAUUUGUGCAGACGUUAACGUAAGAGUGGAUCAGAGAGGAUGAUGGACAGUAAAAAUGAAAAGGUCACAGUUUAAUCAAUGCCACUGUAUGGUGUGAACAGGUGAGAUAUUUGUUUAAGAAGAGGGUGAAGCAGUAGCCUUCAUGUAAGACAAAAUCAUGUCUACUGCAUGAGGAAUUCCCCCUCACAAAGAUUUUCGCCAACUUCAAUGUCCCACUGAUUCAAAAAGGGAAAACUGUAAAUUACAGGCAAUGGUUGAUAGCAGCAAGCAGCUUGUCUAACACACGUGUCUACUGUUGACAGACUGCUGUAGUAAGUAGUAACUGUAAGGAGUAACUGUGUCAAUUGAACUUUAGAAGUACACAAUGAAUGGGUGCUUUAGGAAUUGUCUAACAUAAUUGUGCAUUUCUUUAGUGUGUUUUUCUGUAUACUCAGUGAGGUUUCUCAGCUGGUCACACUUUUCCUUCCUUGUUAUUUAAUCGCUGCUCUGUAGAGUGCUCCCCAUGUGUCACAGUGCCUUAAAGCAGCUACAAGGAGUUUUGUGCUGGUUUGGAAACAGUGUCAAUUUAAAACGGAUGGCCUACAUAAGUAAAUGAGAUUAUCAGCAAGAAGAUUGGAUAUUUCUAUUCAAUUCAACUUAAUACCUGUUCCGGUAAAAAUACUAUCAGCUAUAUAUCUGUAUCGGUUAAAUUAUAACCGAUAAAUCUCAAAUUGUUUUCAUGGACUUAACAGGGAUCUGAGCCUUUCUUACCCUCAGGUGUGCGCUGACAACAGGUCAUACACUAAAAAUGUAAAAUUAUGGUCUAAAUUAUCGGUAUCUUGCUUUGAGAAGCAGAGAAAUUAUCUGAUUUUCUGAAAAAAACAAUGUAUCUCUAAUGUUAAUAUACCAGGCAAAUUUUGUAGUGCGUUAGCAACUAAUAAGGAAGCAUGAGGAAGGCUUUUUGUUUUAGAGAAAUAUAUUUUCCAUUAUAUUUUGCUCUUGUGCCUUAUUCUGGGGCAGAGUCAACAAAGACACAGACAAGAAUUGACUUUAGAUUAAUAAAAGGCUUAAAGGGACAGCGAUAGAGCAGAGACAUCGACACAAGCCAGUAACAAAACAGACAAAAUGAAACUUCCUUGUAGUUGCUUCAAAGUGUCUUUCAAAUUAACCAGUGUCUUCAUCUUACUCAUCUUUUAUUUCUAAACAUUUGAAGUGGCCUACUGUUACUGAUGAGAAAUAUUUUGGCUGUUUUUGUACUACACUGAUUGAGGUUUGGGUCAUUCAGAAGCUGUAGACGUUCCAUUAACCAUCAACCAAACGAUCAUCAUUUGAAUUACAGUCUCAUCCUCUGGUUUCACUCAUGUACUUUGAUUCUCGCUCAGGUUGUUGUUGUUGUUUUCUUUUUACGUUUGUAACACAUUUUAAAAGUGCAAAAAAUUGUUCUGUUGACAUUUUAUACCGACCAGUAGUUCACUGCAGUGUUUUUCUUUUGUUUGAUGAGACAGGUGAAUUUCUCCACAAGUUCGAACUUUACUAUGUGGAUAUCAUACAUGUUCACUUUAAGUGUUCUUUACCCUCUGGUGGUUAUUUGACCAAGUAAAACAUCACCUACUUGUCAUUUUUUUAACAUGCUUUACAAGAGUCUGCAGUUUGUAAUUUCAAGAUUCAGAGCAGCCUUGCUUUGGGAAAUAAAAGCCAUUGUUAAAACAAAAAUAUA
Molecule: messenger RNA, 2627 nt
Organism: Acanthopagrus latus (yellowfin seabream)
Lineage: Eukaryota; Metazoa; Chordata; Actinopteri; Spariformes; Sparidae
Gene: plp2
Product: proteolipid protein 2
Exons: 5
Coding region: 413-877 (154 amino acids)
Cellular component (GO): membrane
Source: RefSeq, a predicted model, not a curated record